Messenger RNA from Arvicanthis niloticus (Nile rat), 2094 nucleotides. RefSeq names its product armadillo repeat containing 10 (gene Armc10). The record is from RefSeq and is a predicted model, not a curated record. Gene Ontology annotation, biological process: negative regulation of intrinsic apoptotic signaling pathway by p53 class mediator. Gene Ontology annotation, cellular component: mitochondrion. Lineage: Eukaryota; Metazoa; Chordata; Mammalia; Rodentia; Muridae.
AGCACCAGGGGCAUCCCGCUUGCCUGGUGAAAGGCGCCACAGCGCGCAGCGUGGGAGGGCUUCCGAUUUUAGCAGGGCGGCUUCCGGAAGGCGGAGCUCCAACCCCAUUUCCUUUCUCUAGGCUGGUUCUGGCCCGGCUGCACCUGCGUGUGGUUCCGCUGUCCGGCUCCCUGCUGUUCCGUAGCAGCAGCAUGGGUGGCGCGCGGGACGUGGGUUGGGUGGCAGCAGGGCUGGUCCUGGGCGCCAGCGCCUGCUACUGUAUCUACCGGCUGACUCGGGGACCGCGGCGAGGCGGGCGCCGGCUGCAUCCUUCGCGGUCUGCAGAAGACCUAACCAAUGGCUCCUAUGAUGAUAUCUUAAAUGCGGAACAGCUUGAGAAACUUCUGUACCUGCUGGAAUCAACCAACGAUCCUAUAAUUACUGAAAAAGCCUUGGUCACCUUAGGAAAUAAUGCAGCCUUUUCCACUAACCAAGCCAUUAUUCGUGAGUUGGGUGGUAUUCCAAUUGUUGGAAACAAAAUCAACUCCCUGAACCAAAGUAUUAAAGAGAAAGCUUUAAAUGCACUAAAUAACCUGAGUGUGAAUGUUGAAAAUCAAACCAAGAUUAAGAUAUACGUCCAUCAAGUCUGUGAGGACGUCCUUGCUGAUUCCCUAAACUCUGCCGUGCAGCUGGCUGGACUGAGGCUGCUGACAAACAUGACAGUCACCAAUGACUGCCAGCACCUGCUCAACAGCUACAUCACUGGCCUGUUCCACCUGCUGCUUCUCGGAAAUGGAAGCACCAAGGUUCAGGUUUUGAAGCUGCUUUUGAAUUUGUCUGAGAAUCCAGCCAUGACAGAAGGACUACUGAGUGCCCAAGUGGAUUCUUCAUUCCUUUCCCUGUAUGACGGCCAAAUGGCAAAUGAGAUUCUUCUUCGGGCUCUUACGAUGUUUCAGAAUAUAAACAAUUGCCUCAAAGUGGAAGGCCGGUUAGCCAAUCAGCUUCCUUUUGCUGAAGGGUCGUUGUUUUUCCUGUUGUUUGGAGAAGAAUGUGCACGGAAAGUGAAAGCAUUGGCUCAUCAUCAUGACGUGGAUGUGAAAGAGAAGGCUUUAGCAAUAAAGCCAGCGUUCUGACUGUUGCUUCUGUUUUACCAGAGAAUCAAAGAGUAAUGCAGUCUUACGUCAGAACCGGAACUUACACCUUCCCUUAAAGGGAUCUUUCAGCUGAUGGAGUUAAACAGUAAACGUCAGUGUGAGUAACUCUAAUCCAACAUGAUGCUCAAAAUGUUACAUUUCAGAGGUUCAGAUUUGGGGUUUGGGGCCUGAGUACAGUCUGGAACCUUCAGAGAGUGUGAAUCACUUCUGGGGCAAACGUCUAGUUACGACCGUGGACGGGUUGCCAUGCUCUUCAGGAUUAUUUUGAAGGAUUCUACUACUAUUAAAUGACUAUGAGGGGUUGCACUGAAGACACUGAAGUAUGUAUUGGUUUCCUGACGUGAACAGAGUGGCCUUUCUUUGUGCAAUCCUCACUUCUGGGAGUGACUUGGAGUUGCUCAUGAGACAGCAUUCAGUGCUGAGUUGAAGACUGGAACUGCCACAGCAAGGGCCUUGUUCCUCAAAGCAGCGAAUACUGCAAGCUCCAGUCCACCCCAACCCCACCGUACUGCUUGCAAGUCUGAGUUCAUCAUGAGACUCUGCCUGCAGCACAGAUCAGUAAGACUGUACUUCCAUUUACAGGGGAAAGGUUUUCUUACUGCUUACCCCCUUGUGUAAGAUACUGGAGAGCAAUCCAAGUUUCCACCCAUAGGCAGCCAGGCAGACUAAGCAGCGGCCCUUUAAAAACGAGUGGCCUGAUGAGUCUGACCGGAUAGAGAAAUACACCCAUGAAUUGGUUGUUUUAAAAGCAUGUUGUGAAACAAAGUAUUAGGGUCUUUUUUUUUUUUUUUCUCUUAAUGAUGAUAAAUACAUUUAUACAUGGACAGAACAUUUCUAGAAUGAUACGUGGGUCCCAGAUGGGACUGGGACCUGGGUACAUGGAUUUCUUUGUGUACCUGUUUCUACUGUUCGGAUUUCUACUGAGUAUAAACUGUAUAACUUUUUUAAUAAAAGGGAAAAA